AACUUAAAAAGAAUUCUGUAUUCAAUUUUCAAGUUUUUUUUGAUCUAACGAAAUUUUUUUUAUCAACAUUCAAGGAAAAAAGCGGAUAAGUUGAUGUCGCUCUACCGUACAGUAGGUUCAAUAAGUGGGUCACUGUAAUGAAUGGUGUUAAAUUUGAAUUCAAUGAUAAAAAAACAUUGUCUACGAAAUACGAUUAUAAGUGAAGACGGUCAGCAUGCAAUAUUACUUAGGAAAUUUGAUGAUAUUAUUUUGAUUAAAGUAAUUUAUUUGAAAAAAAAACAUCAACAUUUGAACUUUAAAUGCUUAUACAACAAAAUCAUGCAUGUGUACUUUUUAACAUGUUUCAACUGCCAUUGUGACAGUAUUACAGGAUCCUUAUAUUAAACGUUCACGUUCGUUGACAAAACAGAUAAAAUUGGAUUGACAUUCAUAGGAAAAAAAAACUAAAAAAAUUAAAAAUUAAAAAUGUCUGUGAACAUCUCAAAACAUAGAUAUAUUAAAAUACCGAUAAAAGAUUUAAUAUUUUGAAAAUUCUAUUAAGUAUAGGGAUUGAUGAAAAAACACAUGGUGAUCGGGAGCAGCUAGAGGGGAAGACAAGUCUACAAAUUGGCGUUUGCCGAAGGACUACAAUCACGGAAAUGCUGCCUGCAUCCUUGAAACCGGCCAGUAUAGUGUUCGUUCUGUGAAUAUAAGUGGUUCAAAACAGAAAAAUUGGCUGCAGAUCGAGGUGUGCCGAGCGCGUCGGACCCGAAGAUGGUGACCGGAGGAACUUUUGAAAGUGAUGGUGAAACUGAUCGAAGGGCAGGAAGCGUGACGGUGGCUGUUCAAAAAGGCGUGACCCGGCUUCAAGAACUUCGGCGAUCAUGUUAUUAUAGGUAGAGUCACUGUUCACGUAAUAUAUAAUAUUCGACAUCUUGAAGAACAAUAAUAUAGCUAAUUUUAUCAGAAAAACAUGAUACCGGUAAUAAAAUGGAUGGUUGUACUUGUUUUGAUAGUCGUCACAGUGACAACAGUCACACCAAUUAUGAUUAAUCAUACAACAGACUUGGAAAGUAUUCCAGAAGACGAAAAGCUCACAGAAAUAACAUCAGAAAAACCUUUAAUAUCUCUUAACGAUUCGAGUAUAAUGGCCGCUAAACCGUGGGAAUUCACACAUCGUUUAUCCCCAUACAUUCAUCCGCAGCAGUACUUCAUUAAUCUAUAUCCACAUAUUAAACAAGGUUCAUUUGUUGGAUCUGUUAAUAUAACAAUACUAUUGGACACUGCUCAAAGUUACAUUAAGCUACAUUCAAAAGGAUUGAAUAUCACAGAAACUAAACUCAAUUCUAGUUCUAUAACAGCGUUUUUAUAUCCAGAACAUGACUUUUUGGUUGUGGUACCUAAUAAAGAACUAAGUGCUGGGGAAUACAAUUUACAAGUAUCAUUUGAAGGUAUUUUAUACGACCGAUUGGUUGGUUUUUAUGGACGUGGUUAUACAGAUUCAAAGAGCCAUGAACAACAUUAUAUGGCUACUUCAAAGUUUGAACCGACUUACGCUCGGUUAGCGUUUCCAUGUUUUGAUGAGCCUCAAAUGAAAUCAAAAUUUAAAAUUAGUUUAACUCGACCAUCUGGUAAUAACUACAUAGCAUUAUCAAAUAUGAACCAAGAGUCUGAAGAGAUCAAUGUCCCUGCGAAUGGAUUAACUACAGUCCAUUUUGCUAACACUGUCCCAAUGUCUACAUAUCUGGCUUGUUUCAUUGUAUGCGAUUUUCAAUCACUUGAACCUGUUAUAACAAAUCAAGGGUUUCCGUUAACGGUUUAUGCCAAGAGUGGUGAAACCGAAAAUAUGAAAUAUGCUCAACAUGUAGGCGUGAAGGCAAUGAAUUAUUUCGUCGAUUAUUUUGGCAUUCAAUACCCAUUACCGAAAUUAGAUCUGAUACCUAUCCCAGAUUUUAUUUCUGGAGCAAUGGAAAAUUGGGGUCUCGUGACAUUUCGUGAAGAGAGAGUUUUGUUUAAUGAAAGUGUUAAUUCUAUUAAUGACCAAGAAGUAACCGCUUUUGUUGUAUCUCAUGAAUUGGCUCAUAUGUGGUUUGGAAAUCUUGUUACUAUGAAAUGGUGGAACGACUUAUGGCUAAACGAAGGGUUUGCGACUUACAUGAAAUAUAAAGCUUCGCAAGUUGUCCACCCCGAUUGGGAUAUUGACACAAUAUCUCUAAUUGAUUGUCUUCAAUUGUCGCAAUAUUAUGAUAGUAAUCAAAAUAGCUCUCAUGCUAUAGUGCAAGAUGUUUCUCAUCCAGAUCAAAUACCUGAAAUGUUUGAUGUUAUAUCAUAUCGUAAAGGUUCUUCUGUAUUACGAAUGUUAGAAGGAGUAUUGGGUGAAGAAGUAUUCAGAAUUGGUGUGAGCGCAUAUUUAAAACGUUUUGCAUUUAAAAAUGCUGAAACUGAUGAUUUAUGGACAGAAUUACAAACAGCGAAUCAAAAUACAGUAGACGUUAAAAAGCUUAUGGAUACAUGGAUACGUCAAGCAGGGUUCCCAGUAGUAUCCGCUAUACGAAAUGGAACAAAACUUACUUUAAAGCAGCAAAGAUUUUUUUCCAGCUCAAAUAAUAACUCUACAGUUGUUUCAUCUCCAUAUAAUUACAAAUGGGAAAUACCAAUCACUUAUACCACUUCAAACAAUAAUACUGUGCAUAAGUUUUGGUUAACCAAAGACGAGGAUUCAAUUACAAUUGACAUACCCGAUGCUGAAUGGAUAAAACUAAAUCAUAGACAAAUUGGAUAUUACAUCAUAAACUAUUCAGAAAGUGAUUGGGGUUUACUUGGUAAUUUAUUAGAAAAAAAUGUUGAUGCAUUAAGUGCUGCUGACCGUUCAAAUCUCAUUUAUGAUGCUUUUAGUUUGGCAAAAGCUAAUCAGUUAUCAUUUGGCAUUGCGUUAAACAUGACAAAAUAUUUAUCUUUGGAACAUCAUUUUGUUCCUUGGAAAGUGGCUGCUGCUAACUUAAAUAUAUUAAACGAACAUUUAUACCAACGCCCAGCACAAAAAAACCUUGAAAAAUAUGUACAACAUUUAUUGGGGAAUAUAAAAGAAGAUUUUUGGAAUGAUUCAAAUGAUAGAAGCUUCUUACAACGUAAGCUUCGAGCAACUAUUUUUCAAUUAGGAUGUUUAUAUGGUUUACCAAGCAUUCAAACAAAAGCAUAUGAAUUAUUCAAACAAUUUUUGGAUGAAAAGGUCCAACUACAUCCAGAUAUUAGGUACACAGUUUAUACCUAUGGAAUGUCGCGUAGCAAUGAGAGUGACUGGAAUAGAUUGUGGGACUUAUUUAUAAAUGAACAAGAUCCUCAGAAAAAAGAAAUACUUAAGGGUGCAUUGACAUCGUCAAAAGAAACAUCAUUAUUAACUAGAUUAUUGCAAUAUGCAAAAAACGAGAGCCAUGUUAAUUCCCAAGAUUAUUUAGAAAUCAUAUUACAGAUAAACCAUAAUCCUAUUGGAAAUCAAUUAGCAUGGGACUUUUUGAGGAAUAAUUGGGAGUACUUGAUUGAUCGUUUCCCUCCAAAUGGUUGGCAACUUAGAAGUCUCACUUCUUCAGUUUAUUCUCGUUUCAAUACACAUGAACGUAUUGCAGAAAUGAACAUAUUUUUUGAUAGAUAUCCAAAAGCUGUCCCUGCAAAUGAGAGCAAAAAUUCUAUUCUAGAAGUUGUAUUUGAAAACAUUAAAUGGUUAGAAAAUUACGAACCUGUUAUUAGUAAUUGGUUGAGAAAUUCCAUCUAAUAUUCUAAUAAAACUUGUUCGAGUAAAUUGUCAACAUUUGAAAUAUUCUUAGUUUCAUCUUUCAAAUAUUUAAUAUUAAUAAUAAUGUUAAUCUUUAUCUUGUUACUAUUUGUUUAUUCAAUGUAGUUAUUAAUAUUGCGUGUUCUAAAAUAAAAAUUGUAAUAUAUUAAAAUACAGUAAAAUACAGUGAAAUUUCGGUAUUAUAAAGAGUCAACAUGGUAAACAAUUUUUAACUCAAAAAAAUUUGCAAAUUUUGCAAAUUUUUAUUUAUUUUGUCAACAUUUGAAAUUCAG
This is a messenger RNA of Myzus persicae (green peach aphid), 4041 nucleotides long. Its product is annotated as glutamyl aminopeptidase-like. Gene Ontology annotation, biological process: peptide catabolic process; proteolysis. The coding region runs from base 953 to 3748 and encodes 931 amino acids. Gene Ontology annotation, cellular component: cytoplasm. The record is from RefSeq and is a predicted model, not a curated record. Gene Ontology annotation, molecular function: zinc ion binding; metalloaminopeptidase activity; peptide binding. Lineage: Eukaryota; Metazoa; Arthropoda; Insecta; Hemiptera; Aphididae. The transcript has 16 exons.